Molecule: messenger RNA, 2982 nt
Organism: Teleopsis dalmanni
Lineage: Eukaryota; Metazoa; Arthropoda; Insecta; Diptera; Diopsidae
Product: DNA-directed RNA polymerase subunit beta
Exons: 3
Coding region: 1-2982 (993 amino acids)
Biological process (GO): DNA-templated transcription
Molecular function (GO): DNA-directed RNA polymerase activity; DNA binding; ribonucleoside binding
Source: RefSeq, a predicted model, not a curated record
AUGGAUGCCGAUGAGAUUUUCGGUUAUUUUUAUGGAACCGUCACGUUCAACCGCUCGAAUCAGGGCUGGGCACGUAAGUUCGACCCGGAUGCUUUCCGUGGUCAGAAGCUUCUGGCACCGCUCGUUGAUGCGGAUUCCGGUGAAGUCAUUGCGGAUGCCGACACCAAGCUGACCGCUCGUAUGGUCCGCAAGAUUGCUGAGACAACAAAGGUUGUUCUCGCAACGGAUGCGGAUCUGCUCGGACGUUUCGUUGCCCAUGAUCUGGUCAAUAUGGAAACCGGCGAGAUUUAUGCCGAGGCUGGUGAGGAACUGACAGAAGCGCGUCUGCGUGGUCUGGAAGAUGCCGGCCUGACGGAACUCCCGACACUUGCAGUCGAUUCGUCCAAUGGUCCGUGGAUUCGUAACACGCUGACGGUCGACAAGAACGCCAGCCGCGAUGAAGCGCUGAUCGAUAUCUAUCGCGUUAUGCGCCCGGGUGAGCCGCCGACUGCUGAAACGGCAGAGGCGAUGUUCCGUGGUCUGUUCUUCGAUCCGGAUCGUUAUGAUCUGUCGUCUGUCGGUCGCGUGAAGAUGAACAUGCGUCUGGGUCUGGAUUGUCCGGACACAGUGCGUGUUCUCCGCAAGGAAGACAUUCUGCGCACAGUCAAGGUCAUGUGUGACCUGAAAGAUGGGCGUGGUCAGAUCGACGAUAUUGACAACCUUGGUAACCGUCGCGUGCGUUCAGUCGGUGAACUGAUGGAAAAUCAGUAUCGCCUUGGGCUGCUGCGUAUGGAGCGUGCGAUCCGCGAGCGUAUGGGAUCGGUCGAUAUCGAUACCGUCAUGCCGCAUGACCUGAUCAACGCGAAACCGGCUGCUGCUGCUGUUCGUGAAUUCUUCGGUUCAUCACAGCUCAGCCAGUUCAUGGAUCAGACGAAUCCGCUUUCGGAAGUGACGCAUAAGCGUCGUCUUUCAGCGCUUGGUCCGGGUGGUCUGACACGCGAACGCGCUGGCUUCGAAGUGCGUGACGUUCAUCCGACACAUUAUGGUCGUAUCUGCCCGAUUGAGACGCCUGAAGGCCCGAAUAUUGGUCUGAUCAACUCACUGGCGACCUAUGCCAAGGUGAACAAGUACGGUUUCAUCGAAACCCCUUAUCGCCUUGUGAAAGAUGGCGUUCUUCAGGAUGGCUGGAAGUAUCUUUCAGCCAUGGAAGAAGAGAAGCUGGUCGUUGCUCAGGCGGAUGCUUCCCAGAAUGCGGAAGGUGCUCUGACGGAUGAGCUGGUUUCCGUUCGUAAGAAUGGUGACUUCCGUCUUGUGCCGCCGACUGAAGUGACGGCUUGUGACGUUUCGCCGAAGCAGCUUGUGUCUGUGGCUGCUGCAUUGAUCCCGUUCCUUGAGAACGACGACGCGAACCGCGCCCUUAUGGGUUCAAACAUGCAGCGUCAGGCUGUGCCACUGGUGCGUUCUGAUGCGCCGUUGGUCGGCACGGGCAUGGAAGCUGCGGUUGCACAUGAUUCCGGUGCGACGAUCGUUGCACGCCGCGCUGGUAUCAUCGACCAGAUUGAUGGUGCGCGUAUCGUUGUCGGUGUGACGGAUGAAAGCGGUGCGACGCAGGGUGUGGAUAUUUACCGUCUGCGUAAAUACUCACGUUCCAACCAGUCGACCUGUAUCAACCAGCGGCCUCUGGUUCGUGUAGGUGAUCGCGUUGCUGCCGGCGAUAUUAUUGCUGACGGUCCGUCCACAGAGUUGGGUGAACUGGCGCUUGGCCGUAACGUGCUUGUCGCGUUCAUGCCCUGGAACGGUUACAACUUCGAAGAUUCAAUUCUGAUCUCAGAGCGUAUUGCGCGUGAUGACGUCUUCACUUCGAUUCAUAUCGAAGAAUUCGAAGUCAUGGCUCGAGACACGAAGCUGGGUCAGGAAGAAAUUACCCGUGACAUUCCGAAUGUCGGCGAGGAAGCCCUGCGCAACCUCGACGAAGCCGGUAUUGUCUAUGUCGGUGCCGAAGUUAACCCUGGCGAUAUCCUGAUUGGUAAGGUGACACCAAAGGGUGAAAGCCCGAUGACGCCGGAAGAAAAACUUCUUCGCGCCAUUUUUGGUGAAAAGGCUUCUGACGUUCGUGACACGUCCCUGCGUCUGCCGCCGGGAACGACGGGCACGAUCGUUGAUGUUCGCGUCUUCUCCCGUCGUGGUCUUCAGCGCGGUGAUGAGCUGCCGCCUGGCGUGAUGAAGAUGGUCAAGGUCUUCGUGGCAGUGAAGCGCAAGCUUCAGCCUGGAGAUAAAAUGGCCGGUCGUCACGGCAACAAGGGUGUCGUAUCCCGCGUUGUUCCUGUGGAAGACAUGCCUUUCCUUGAGGAUGGAACGCCGGUUGAUCUGGUGCUGAAUCCGCUGGGCGUGCCUUCCCGUAUGAAUGUCGGACAGAUCCUUGAAACGCACCUUGGCUGGGCCUGUGCGCGGAUCGGUAACGGUAUUGGGGAGCUGGUUGAUGAAUAUCAGCGCACCGGCGAGAAGAAGCAGGAGCUUCUGGACGAACUGAAGGAUGUCUACGGCGAGAGCGUCUACAAUUCGUCGAUCAAAGCCGGAGUCGAUAAAUCUGGCCAGUCCCAGCUGAUUGAUGGCCGUACUGGUGAGGCUUUCGAACGCAAGACGACCGUUGGCUACAUCUACAUGCUGAAACUGCAUCACCUUGUUGAUGACAAGAUUCACGCACGUUCAAUUGGUCCGUAUUCUCUCGUUACGCAGCAGCCUCUGGGCGGUAAGGCCCAGUUCGGUGGACAGCGUUUCGGAGAAAUGGAAGUCUGGGCUCUGGAAGCUUAUGGUGCGGCUUACACCCUGCAGGAAAUGUUGACUGUUAAAUCCGAUGACGUAUCGGGUAGAACAAAAGUCUAUGAAGCGAUCGUCCGUGAACAGGAAGAUUUUGAGGCCGGCAUUCCAGAGAGCUUCAACGUUCUCAUCAAGGAACUCAAAUCGCUGGGCCUUAACGUCGAUCUGGAAAAUGGCGGCGAGUGA